CACGCGAAGUCAAGGAUGCAUCAUUUAUAGAAAUGGUUGACUUAAAAAAGUCACCUCGAUUCCCUUGUCCAACUCGACCUGCCACCUUCGAACAAAUACAUAGCGGGAAUACGUGGCCGGCAAAAUCACUGAAAGCACAGGAAAUAGUCUUAGUUAAGGAAACAUGGAACAAGUCGCUGGCCUGGAUUUCGAUGGUUCAGGAGGCGUGGGUGCAACGCGUUGUUGUGGAGAUCGGGUGCGGCGAUUCGAAGGUCCCGUUCGGCAAUUUCUUUCCUGUUAUCGGGGACUAUUUAAUAGGUAUCACCGAUAUUGCUGUGCGCGCCCUGGAUGCGAAGACGGAAAUUAUUGCGCGAGAGUCCUACAGUGCGCUGCACCCUAAUCCAAGUAGACGUUACCAGACAUUCCAGGAUUAUGCUAUGUUCUUCACUGGACUUGGUUGGACAAGAGAAACAUGGGAAACAAUUACUCGAUCCUUCAUCUGGGCGUUACAAUCUCAUGGUCCUUAUCUCGACGUGGACGAACGAGAAGACUUAGCGCUCGGUGACAGGGGUAUACUCGGUCGGUUCUUCCGAUCACAAGUCGUCAGUCGUGCACUGUCAAGUAUACAAUUGGGUUUGCUCUCAGACGAGGAAGCAUAUGCUAUAGACAAUAUUUGUAAGCCUGAAGAACUUCAUACGAAGGACCUCGGAUUUAUUGUCACUCACACCAAUAACCCUUGGGGAAGUACUGAUGAGCAAGAUUUCGGUGUCGAUUUUUUCCGCGAUCAUGCCGAUCAGAGCGGGCUGACAAGUUUCUUCUCCUCUAUUGUAAUUAUCGCCUGCGAGAUGUAUCAAGAAUUUGAACCAAGCAUACCUCAGUUACAAAAACUGGGCGAGGAAGCAAAGCACCUUGACAUACCAUGCCAUAUGGAAGACAACAUUGUGGGCUAUGUAGCUAGCACACUGAGCAGAUCGAAACAAUUUGACGCAAUUGAAGAAUGUGCUAUAUUUAAACUGAUUUGGAGAGUGGUGCUAUUUGUUUUGGAACCUACGAGAGCUGCCGAAUCGCUCACGAAGGAAGCACAUGACUGGGUUAAACAAAUGGCAUUCGAAAGGAAUUGGGUGCCUGAAAGGCUAGUACAAAGACUCAGAGAGAUUUCAGUGUCAGUACACCGGACCGGAUCAUAUGAGCAUACAACCGAGGAAAUCGAGUAUGGUGCACAGGUGGCCUGGAGAAACAGCGCAAAGUGUGUUGGCCGCCUAGUGUGGGACCAACUAAAAGUUCGCGAUAAGCGGCAUGUGAGAGAAUCUGCGGACAUUUUUACUGAAUGUGUCAGACACUUGAACCAGGCAACAUCAAAGACGAACAUGGAGGCCGUUAUGACUGUGUUCGCACCACGCAAAAAGAGCGAGUGUUGGGGUACCAGAUUCUGGAAUGCGCAGUUGGUGAGAUUUGCAUGCUAUCGUGAAGGAAAUGGCCAAUUGCUGGGCGACGCAGCAAAUGAAGAACUCACUGCACGCAUAAUGGAACUAGGCUGGGAGCCACCCACACUCCGUUCCGCAUUCGAUGUUUUGCCGGUAGUGCUGCAGCAUGAGGGUCAGACAACACCCGACAUGUACGAGCUGCCUGAGAUCUCUCAGCGUUUGGUGGAUAUCCAGCAUCCGCAUUAUCCCGAACUGCGGGACUUAGGCCUCAAGUGGUGCGGAGUGCCGACAGUGUCUAACUUCAAUCUCAGUCUUGGUGGCAUAGACUAUGUGUGUUGCCCGUUCAAUGGAUGGUUCAUGGAGUCAGAAGUCACUCGCAAUCUAUGGGAAAGGUACAAUAUUAAAAAAUCCUUAUGUGCGAUAUUCGGUCUGGAUAGUACCGAUCCAUAUUCGGGUUGGGAAGAACGAGGAUUCGCCGAGCUCAAUCGUGCCGUACUAUACAGCUUCCAACGUGCUAAGUUGUCUAUGGUCGCACAUAAACAGGCCUGUGAGCAGUUUCUAACUCAUAUACAGCGUGAAAAGGCACUUGGGCGCGAGGUUCCUGCUCAAUGGUCCUGGGUUGUGCCGAGUGCGGGUGGCAGCACCAACUCGCUGUGGCACCGUGAAAUGCGUGACUUCCGAUUAACACCAGAGUUCCAGUACUGUAGUGAGCGCUAUAAGUUUGCAAAGCCUGGUCAGAAAACCGGAGAACGGCAACAAUAUUUGCGUGAGCAAUCACAGGAGACGUCAAUGGCGAAAUCGGAGGGCCAUCAGCUCCAGGAAUCGCGCAACGUUCUGAUAAUGUUUGGUUCAGGAACCGGGGGAUGCGAACGUUACGCUCGCCAUUUAGGUCGCUUACUAAAGUUAGUGAAGCCGAAUGUGAAAAGUAUCAACGACGCUGUUUCGUCUGGCGCGCUUACACAUCCCCAAUUACAGACCUGCAUUGUGAUUACAAGCACAUUUGCAGAUGGCGAUGCACCGGCAAAUGCCAAUUUUCUAAAAAUGACCAGUCUAGGUAGCCUCGACCAUCUCGACUUCGCCGUAUUUGCGGCUGGUAGUCGCAUGUACCCCACUUUCGCUGCAUUCGGCAAACGACUACAUCGUCGUUUGCAAGCGGCUGGGGCACAUUCGAUGUUCCCAAUCGUCUGUGGCGAUGAAAUGAGUGAUCAAGCACAGCAGUUUGCUGACUUCGCAGCGAUGGUAGUUCAAGGCAUUUGCCCUGAUCUCGACUACAAAGAAAUUAAAACCACCAAGACUGCAAUAGAGGUACGGAGUGUGGUAAACCACUUGAAGGAUCAUGAAGCUCCCGAGAGAUUAUUUCAGCCCGUGAGGGCUUAUAAAGAGAUCGUAGGGUGUCCUUUUGCGUUCCAAUCAGUGAAGCCCUCUAGCGAUGGCAAGCGCGGUCGCAGUAUGAGCGAAAACAGCAAACUCCAAGCGACUUUGCAAUUCGAGUCCGGAUGUCCGUUCUCGGAAAGCGUAUUAAGUAUUAAAGGUCCUGGCGGUGCACGAUUGCUACCAGAAGGCAACGAAGAGUGCCAUAUAAGCACUGAAGCUCUCCCAGAGAAGGACAUCGAACUCAGUAUGCGUGUCCUUGGGUUUACACUGGUGCCGGUUGCCAUCAACAAAAAUUUGCUAUCAGCAGGCGCGGUGAGUUCUACCAGGCUUCUGCGAUUUGACUUGGCCAACACCGGCUUGGAGUACAAUACUGGCGAUCACGCUAAAGUUUGGCCACUAAACUCUGAGUCCUCAGUCGAUGCUAUGUGUCGACUCAUUGGCGAGCGAGAGCCAGAACGCAGAGUUGAAAUUGUCGACCGCGCCACGGGUGAGGACGAAGACCUGGGUAUACCCACACCAAUACGCGUUCGUACUCUACUGCGUACGUAUGUGGACUUUGCCUGGCGACCCGUAGAAUAUAUCGGCCUCUUGGAAACUAUGGUGGCGUGCUGCACGGAUGUCCACAUAAAGAGCACACUCACAUUGUGGCUACAUGAACUCAGACUGGGCAGGAUAGAAGGUGCAACUCGAGAGGAAUCGGAAGCGAACAAAGCGUGCUGUCGUGCGCGGGAGGAUAUGAUUAGUGCCAACUAUCCGUGCAUUACGGACAUGUUGACUAAAUUUCCAUCGAUAAACCUCACAUUGGCACAUAUCAUCGAAAGCUGCCCUCGGCAGAAGCCAAGGUACUACUCCAUCAGCAGCGGUGCCAAGUUUUCGAAGGGCCAGUACAUGGAGUUGACAGUAGGUGUUGCAUCGGAUCAGACCACGAAUGGCAAGGCCCGAGAAGGUCUGUGCUCGUACUUCCUAGCCUCACUAGUCCCGGGUGUCGAUGCAGCAUGGGUCAGUAUCAAGCACACCACAUUCAAGCCACCUUUUAAUUACGCGGCACCCAUAAUGAUGAUAGGGACGGGCACAGGUCUCGCGCCCUUUAUUGGUUUCCUGCAAGAUAAGUCUGUACUGCAGAAGCAGAUGAAUUGCGAGCAGAUCACAGCGCCCAGAGCAACCAACAAAACCGCAGUCAACGCAUGCCCCAUCAGUUCUGCGCGCACUCAUAAGCCUCUCCUGUCGAGGCGCCUGUCACAUUUAGCACGUCGCAUAAGCAAUACAGGUCAUCACGACAAAGGGAAUAGAGUCAAGCUUGCGCCUGCUAUGACCAUGGGUAAUCGAAUAUCAGCCUAUAGUUUCAGGAAGAACAAGAACAGUGCGUGCUCGCCCAAGUUUGACACCCGCGAAACGUGCGAAGCCUCCGAAACCUCGGAAACCCUCCAAAUGUCACUGUUCUACGGGUGCCACAACGCAUCGGAUUAUCUCCACCGCGAGAACCUCAUCACUUACAUAGAAGACGAGGUACUGAAUAGACUCAGUGUCGCCUUUUCAAGACCCACCUCUACGGGUCCAAACCACGAGACAGCUGCACGCCAAUUCCAGCGUCAAGAUUCUCAGCUGGUCGUGGCGCGUCGACGUCUAUCCGGCGAUUCUGGAAAGCAAUACGUGCAGGAAACCAUGGGCGAAGAUGCAAGCCUACGGGAGGCGCUCAAAGAUGCGCAACUGCAUAUAUAUAUCUGUGGUGGUACCAGUAUGGCCAACGAUGUAGUGGCCCAAUUGUGUGCCAUCAUUCAGAAGAGUGAGGAACUGGACAAUUUUCAAGCAGUCCAGCGCAUAGUCAAAAUGAAGGCUGCAGGAAGACUGCACACAGACUGUUGGGGUACGAGUCCGAUGGAUAACCGAUUCGGCUCUCCGGAUAUGGUUAGCAUGCUAGAUCGUCUACAUGAGCGACAAAGGUAUAGUAGGUAUGACCCCUUUGAUUCUACAAUGGACUCAAAAUAAAAUGCAAUAACUACACUAUUGCAUACGACAAGUAUUUCUUGCCACUCAGCAAACUAAGGAUUAAAUUAUAGUUGAUCCAUUGGAAGGGUCGUAGUAAAGCAGACAAGACAAGGCCAAAGC
Sphaeroforma arctica JP610 is the source of this 4883-nucleotide messenger RNA. RefSeq lists its product as hypothetical. Lineage: Eukaryota; Ichthyosporea; Ichthyophonida. Gene Ontology annotation, biological process: nitric oxide biosynthetic process. Gene Ontology annotation, molecular function: FMN binding; nitric-oxide synthase activity. The record is from RefSeq and is a predicted model, not a curated record. The coding region runs from base 33 to 4763 and encodes 1576 amino acids. The transcript has 6 exons.